Helobdella robusta is the source of this 1596-nucleotide messenger RNA. RefSeq lists its product as hypothetical. NCBI's taxonomy places the organism in Eukaryota, Metazoa, Annelida, Clitellata, Rhynchobdellida, Glossiphoniidae. Gene Ontology annotation, cellular component: kinesin complex; membrane-bounded organelle; cytoplasm. The coding region runs from base 1 to 1596 and encodes 531 amino acids. The transcript is spliced from 17 exons. Gene Ontology annotation, molecular function: kinesin binding. The record is from RefSeq and is a predicted model, not a curated record. Gene Ontology annotation, biological process: microtubule-based movement.
AUGUACAAUAUACCCCCACUGCGCUCAAAAAGGGAUGUUGGUCGAUAUGAGGUAGCCGUCCCGCUAUGUAAACAAACCAUUGAUGACCUUGAGAGGGACCAAGGUAAGAUAAAAGAAGCGACAGACUUGCUAAUUGAUGCAUUGGACAUUAGAGAAAAAACACUGGGCUCUGACCAUCAAGCUGUGGCAGCAACCUUGAACAACCUGGCAGUCUUGUAUGGCAAGAGGAGUAGGUACAAAGAGGCAGAGGCACUCUGCAAGAGGGCACUACUCAUCAGAGAGAAGCUGCUGGGUAGGGAUCACCCUGAUGUAGCCAAACAGCUGAACAACCUGGCCCUCCUCUGUCAGAACCAGGGCAAGUAUGAAGAGAAUGGUGGUCGCUACAAAAAGAAUGGUGGUCGCUACAAAAAGAAUGGUGGUCGCUACAAAAAGAAUGGUGGUCGCUACAAAAAGAAUGGUGGUCGCUACAAAAAGAAUGGUGGUCGCUACAAAAAGAAUGAAAGUAUGAAUUUGAACAACGCCUCGAUUAUGGAAAUGGAAACAGUUGAACAUGGAAAAAAUAAUUUCCUUGAAAUUUGUAUCUUUCAUGUGGAGAAACUCUACAAGACGGCUUUAGAGAUUUAUGAGAAAUUAAAUCCGCUUGAUGACAAUAGUAUUGCAAAAACUAAGAACUCUCUGGCUUCAGCUUAUUUAAAGCAGGGCAAAUACAAACAAGCAGAAGAGCUGUACAAGGAAAUUUUGACGAGGGCUCACGAGAGAGAGGUGGCUACAGGAACUGGAGUUUCUGGUAAACCCAUUUGGAUGCAGGCCGAAGAAGCUGAAGAAAAGAAGGUUGUUGAGAUGACUCUUCCAACGGUAUCGACAACGCUGAAGAACUUGAGUGCACUGUACAGAAGGCAGGGCAAGUUGGAAGCCGCUGAAACAAUUGAGGGACAUAACAGGAUGCACGCUAGGAUGAUGUAUCUUUUGUAUUUUGAGUAUAAAGUAAAUUUGUUUCGACCUGAUUGGAAAUGCCCAAGCAUAUUCGUAUUUGUUGGGCAGAUGUCAAUGGAGAGGCGCAAGACGACGAUAGGCAGUAACUACACGAUGAAUGUCAUGACCCCUGACUUCGGAGCUGAAGACAUCAAUGCAUCACAAUCCUCCCUUGAUAGAGCUGGAGACAUCCAGCCAACUAGUUCGUUCUCGAAAUUGCGCCAAUCUCUGGCUAGGGGCGGGGCCAGGAUAGUUCAAAAGUUGACAGGAGCAGACAAGGACAGGCGUGUUAACGUCUUUCAUGAAAGGUGUACUGUACCUGCAUUUUCAUCGACACGUCGCUAUCUUUUUGAGAGAAAACACCUGUCCACUUUGUUAACAGUGAUUUGUGAUUUUGUUUCAAAAUCCGUUAAAUGUCUUAUAACAAAUAUAAAGCCCUUGAAAUUUGAUGGUUGGAUGACGUUUAUGAAUUCAAUAAUUUAUAUAUUUUUUGAAGUUUUUCUUCUUUAUUAUUUCAGGGUGAAAAAGUCGGAUUCACAGGAUGAUCUUAAUGAGACUGCUGCCUCCGAACUGCAACCGAUCACCUCCCUUAUUGGAACUGACGCCGACGACUUUAUCAUCUAA